Dipodomys spectabilis (banner-tailed kangaroo rat) is the source of this 1694-nucleotide messenger RNA. RefSeq names its product limb development membrane protein 1 (gene Lmbr1). The record is from RefSeq and is a predicted model, not a curated record. Gene Ontology annotation, biological process: signal transduction. NCBI's taxonomy places the organism in Eukaryota, Metazoa, Chordata, Mammalia, Rodentia, Heteromyidae. The transcript is spliced from 17 exons. Bases 34 to 1506 code for a protein of 490 amino acids. Gene Ontology annotation, molecular function: transmembrane signaling receptor activity.
GGCGCGCGGACGCGGCGUCGGGCAUGAAGGAGGAUGGAAGGGCAGGACGAGGUGUCGGCGCGGGAGCAGCACUUCCACAGCCAAGUGCGGGAGUCCACGAUAUGUUUCCUUAUUUUUGCCAUUCUCUACAUUGUUUCCUACUUCAUCAUCACCAGAUACAAGAGAAAAUCAGAUGAACAAGAAGAUGAAGAUGCCAUAGUCAACAGGAUCUCAUUGUUUCUGAGCACCUUCACCCUAGCCGUUUCAGCUGGAACUGUUUUGCUGUUACCCUUCUCAAUCAUCAGCAAUGAGAUCCUGCUUUCUUUUCCUCAAAACUACUAUAUUCAGUGGCUUAACGGCUCCCUGAUUCAUGGCCUGUGGAAUCUUGCUUCGCUCUUUUCCAACCUUUGUUUAUUUGUGUUGAUGCCCUUUGCUUUUUUCUUUCUGGAAUCAGAAGGUUUUGCUGGCCUGAAGAAGGGGAUCCGAGCCCGUGUUCUGGAGACCCUGGUCAUGCUGCUGCUGCUCGCGCUGCUGACCCUGGGGAUGGUGUGGGUGGCGUCGGCGCUCCUCGACCAGGACGCGGCCAGCAUGGAGUCCUUGUACGAUCUCUGGGAGUUCUACCUACCCUAUUUAUAUUCCUGUAUAUCAUUGAUGGGAUGUUUGUUACUCCUCUUGUGCACACCGGUCGGUCUGUCCCGCAUGUUCACCGUGAUGGGGCAGUUGCUGGUGAAGCCAACUAUUCUUGAAGACCUGGAUGAGCAAAUUUAUAUUAUUACCCUGGAAGAAGAAGCACUCCAGAGACGACUCCAUGGGCUGGCUUCACCAGUGGAAUUCAACAUAACAGAGCUGAAACAAGAACUUGAUAAUGUAAAGAUUCUGAAGGCAAAAUUAGAGAGACGCAAAAAGGCUUCAGCAUGGGAAAGAAACCUGGUGUAUCCUGCUGUUAUGGUUCUCCUCCUCAUUGAGACCUCCAUCUCGGUCCUCCUGGUGGCUUGCAACAUUCUCUGCCUGUUGGUUGAUGAAACGGCAAUGCCAAAGGGAGCGAGGGGUCCUGGAAUAGGAAAUGCCUCUCUCUCCACUUUUGGUUUUGUGGGAGCCGCACUUGAAAUCAUUUUGAUUUUCUAUCUCCUGGUGUCUUCUGUCGUUGGUUUCUAUAGCCUCCGAUUUUUUGAAAACUUUACACCCAAGAAGGAUGACACAACUAUGACAAAGAUCAUCGGGAACUGCGUGUCGGUCCUGAUCUUGAGCUCUGCUUUGCCAGUGAUGUCCAGAACACUGGGAAUCACUAGAUUUGAUCUACUUGGAGACUUUGGAAGGUUUAAUUGGCUGGGAAAUUUCUAUAUCGUAUUAUCCUACAAUUUACUCUUUGCCAUUGUUACAACAUUGUGCUUGGUCAGAAAAUUCACCUCUGCUGUGCGAGAAGAACUCUUCAAGGCCCUAGGGCUUCACAAACUUCACCUGUCCAAUGCCUCUCGGGAUUCGGAAUCCACAAAGCCUUCCGCAAAUGGGCAUCAGAAAGCGCUUUGAGGCCACACGGGACGCCGCGGCUCAUGCACAGAGCCCAGCCUACUACAUCCGCCAAGAACUGCUGCUGACCUUAUUUUUUAAGUUUAACUUUUGGACAGACCUCACCCGAGAUUCUCAGAAGCCGGGCCCCAGUGGCUCACGCCUGUAAUCCUAGCUACUCAGGAGGCUGAGAUGUGAGGAUUGCGGUU